UAGAAUCAGUCGACCUUUGCAUUUUGCCUGCAACUUUCCUUCGAGGACAGCCUAAUUUAUUCGUCGGAAUUGGUGUUCUCUGAAUGUCGCCCACAACAUGGUUCUCUUAACCUCGUCGACGGUCGCAACACUCCUCGUGCCGAUUACCUGCAUAUGCACAUUCAGCAUCUUCUUAGCUGGCUAUGCACUACAACAACACUCGGUGCGCAAAAUUCAAGAUGCGAUGCGCCCACUUGAUUCCAUAGCGACGCUACCCCAGCAAUUUUCGUACGACGAAACUCAAGAAACAGCAACGGAUCCAGCGACGGGAGAGCUCAUCACUGUCAACAAGGGGAAUUUCGCCUAUCUACAACUGCUGUCUGAACCAAACCCGUCUGACAUAUGCUCAGCAAUCCUUUUCUUCAAAAAACUCGCCGACGGCCAGUCUGUGAUCCAAGAUCGCCUGUUUAUGUAUCCCCAGGAAUGGGAUCUGAUAGCUUCAUCCGACCCCAAUGUCAACAUGGCACUCUCAAUACUGUCAAGUGCAAGCCAAAAAUACAGUUUCUGGACCUUGCCCAUCAGCAUGAAACUUGUUACAGAGCAGGGAUAUUCACUCACCGAUUCGAAACUUUUCCGGCUUGGCGAGAUUCAGUUCCUACAAUAUGACAGCGUGUUGUACCUUCGUACUCCAGGUCUCUUGCUCAACGCACAGGAGCUCGACAAAAUGCUUCUAAGACGCCCUCUACCACUAAAAUAUGACAAGAAUCGUGUCGAGUCUUUCCGCAACGAGGCGUGGAUCGGCAUGCCUCUGAUGGCGCAUCAACAGCCCAAGUUACCACCAGUUUAUCUAGUUUCAGUGAACACUAUGCCUAGUCGAGUGGAAGCACGGACACAUAUUCCAAAUGUGGCACUACGAGGCUUUGGCGAUUUGGCUGCGGGCCCAAGUUAUAGGAGGAUCAGCGGCAAUGAUCCUGCAUAUGUCUUCUUCGAUUGGGACGAAGAUGGACGUGUCAAAUGGGAGGGAAAUCCGUAUUACGACCAAUGGAGGGAUGAACAAAGUGAGGUCUGUCCAGGGCUGGAUUUGGGCUUUUAUUAAACCUCCCGGAUAUUAUUUUGGCUACUAAGCUGGUGGGUGAUUGAGUUAUGUUUCAGGGUGCGAUGAUAUCAUGAAUUUCGUUUAGCAAUUGCAUCAUGGAAGGGAAAUUGGGAUAGGUUUUCACACUUGGGACUUCUUGGAGUAUAUAACC
This is a messenger RNA of Talaromyces proteolyticus, 1226 nucleotides long. RefSeq lists its product as uncharacterized. Bases 98 to 1075 code for a protein of 325 amino acids. The record is from RefSeq and is a predicted model, not a curated record. The transcript has a single exon. Lineage: Eukaryota; Fungi; Ascomycota; Eurotiomycetes; Eurotiales; Trichocomaceae.